CUUGUGGUUUCUCUCUUACAAGAAAGAGAGGGGCCCGAGUACAAACGUAGGACUUACAACUAAGUCCUCCCUGAUGAACCACUGGGAGAACGUGGUCUCCUUGGGCUGUGUUAACCUCACGGAGGACUCAAGGAACACAGUGAGAAGGGUUGGUAGAGGGAAUUGGGAGCACCUCUGGCUAGAUGGGGAAAGAAGGUGCUUGGGUCUAUGAAGAAAUAUUUAGAGCAAGGAAAUCCUGGAAGUGAAAAGUCCAACGAUCGGGAAAGGCAAGAACCCACCAGUUUACUACAAUGCAGGAUUUUGUAUGGAGAUGGCUGUCAUGGACGCACAAAGCUCCUGUGUUCCUUUGAUUAACAUACCGUAGGUGGAAGCCAAAAACACCAGACAAUGAAUCUUAUGGCAAGAGCCCUGUAUGAUAAUGUCCCUGAAUGUGCAGAAGAGUUGGCCUUCCGUAAAGGAGACAUUUUGACAGUGAUAGAACAGAACACUGAAGGCCUUGAAGGAUGGUGGCUCUGCUCCUUACAUGGCCGGCAAGGCAUCGUUCCAGGCAACCGUGUGAAACUUCUGAUAGGUCCAGUGGUACAGGACGGUCCAUCUGGCCAGGAUAUGCCCAGUUCAGGACUGACACAUCAGUCCUUCAACCAACAAAAAAUCUAUCAAGUGCCAACCUCGCAUGCUUCAGCACAGGACCCUGUCUACCAGGUGCCGCCUUCGCAUCUGAAUCAAGGAAUUUACCAAAUACCCACUGGUCAUGGUCUAGUGGUGCAAGAUAUUUACCAAGUGCCACCUUCCAUGCAGAGAUGCCUUGACGGUCCGCCUCUGAUUAACAAGGUAAUAACUCCAGUCAGGUCAGGCCAAGGUUAUGUUUAUGAAUUCCCUUCCAAAUACCAGAAGGAUACCUACGACAUCCCCCCUGUUCGCCCUCUCCAAGGGAUAUAUGACAUUCUCCCCACGUCGGCUAAGGAGACUGCACAUCCAGGUCCCAUGGGAGAAGCGAAAGCUUUAGGAGUCUAUGAUAUACCACCUGCCAAAGGGAUCUAUGCUAUACCUCCAUCUGCAUGCCGAGAUGAUACAGGCCUGAGGGAAAAUUUGCAGGAUUUUUCAUCUCCAAUGGGGCACAGUGCAAGACCAGAAGGAGUGUAUGAUAUUCCUCCUCCUAUCGUCAAAGCAGCUGGGAAAGAACCUAAUCAGAAAUUUUCUUCCGGGGGCCUUUUAUUGACUGAUGGAGUAACACACAAACAGAAUGUUUAUGACAUCCCUGUGAACCAUCAAAACCAUUUUCUUGGACAGCAAAUUGCACCUCAGAAAGACGUUUAUGAUACCCCAAGGGGAAUUGCAUUCCCAGGACAACAGACAGGACUCAUUGAAAGUCUGGUCUCAGAAGGAAGAGAAGGUGUAUAUGAUGUGCCACCACCAAUUUUCCAAGACACUAAAGGCUUACAGGAUGUGACUGAUGGGAUAAAUAGGUUGUCUUUCUCCAGCACAGGAAGCACAAGGAGUAACAUGUCCACAUCUUCAACAACGUCAAAAGACUCUUCUUUCUCAGCAUCAACUGCACAGGACAAAAGACUAAUCCUUGAUCCAGACACUGCUAUAGAGAGGCUUUAUCACCUUCAGCAGAUGGUGGAGACAGCUGUCAAUAACCUCAUGGCCUUCACUACAGCAGACUGGCGGUCUUACGGACAUAUGGAGAAACACAUCAAUGAAAUUCAUGCUGCUGUGGAUAAGGUAGAGCAGUCACUGCUGGAAUACCUUCAGUUUGCAAAAGGGUCAGCAGCCAGUGCUUCCUGUCUGUCUGAGCUCAGCCUCUACAACAAAAUGAAGAGGGAGGUGCAAAGGCUGGAGGACUCUCACCAGAUCCUUACCCAAACCAGCCAUGACUUGAACAGCUACAAUUGGUCUUUGAAUGUUCUAGCUGCUAACAGACUGCAGAACAGGUGUGAUGACCUAGACCGGUUUGUUAUGGUGGCAAAGACAGUCCCGGACGAUGCCAAGCAGCUGACCACCACCAUCAGCAUCAAUGCUGAGGUGCUCUUCAAACAGGUGUUGAGCAGCUCACAUUUCAGGAACGUACCAGAGAAUAUGAACGCUCCUGACUACGUAUAUAACAAUCCUCAUAUGCAACAUCAUGGAGAAAAAACACAGAAUCACUGUGGUUCCCUUCCUCCGCUCCUGAGUAAAGGUCAGCACCCUCACAAUACCACCAGCAAGAGCUUAGAAAAGAGCUGGAUGGAUGACUACGAUUACGUUCAUCUUCAGGGGAAAGACGAGUUUGAGAGGCAACAGAAGGAGCUGCUGGAAAAAGAAAAUAUCAUCAAGCAGAGCAAAAUGGAGCUAGAACACCAUCAGAUCAAUCAGUUUCAACAGCUGGAGCAAGAGAUCACAAAGCCUGUAGAGAACGACAUUUCAAAAUGGAAGCCACCUCAAGCUCUCCAGAUUGCAAACAGCGCUGCUGCCUCUCAUGACAGAGAGCCGCUUUUAUUCUACUCUGACCAAUACGAGACUCAUUUCAAUUACCUCCUAAACACCAUCGAUGCCUUUUUCAGUUGCAUCAACAGUUCUCAGCCCCCCCGAAUCUUUGUUGCCCACAGCAAACUCGUCAUUUUGAGCGCUCACAAACUCGUGUUCAUUGGAGACACACUCACACGGCAAGUGACAACUCAGGACAUACGCAACAGAGUGAGGAACUCCAGCGACCAGUUGUGUGAACUGCUGAAGAGCAUCGUGAUGGCUACAAAGAUGGCUGCCUUGCAUUACCCUAACACCGCCACGCUACAGGAGAUGGUGGACCGAGUAACAGAGCUGUCUCAUCAGGCACAGUUGUUUAAACUCUCACUAGUCCAGAUGGCAUCCUUAUGAAACAAAGCAGAACAUGACCCACGAACAGUGAAACAGAAAAGAAAACUGGAACUAUUUUUAUGUAAACAUUAUCAUUUAUUUUUUGAAGAUAUUUUAUAUGAAAUGUUUUAAAUAUGUUCUUACGAGUUAGAGAAUCUAAAGAAAUCAGGGAUCUGGGAAUAUAUCUUGCUCUGUAUUGUAUUUCUAAUAUACAUUUAGACAUGUAUACACUCUGUAUAUGUUGCUACAUUCCCUAAAACAUCAUUAAGCACCUUAAAGUAUGCGUCGGGUAAGCAGUGCAUAUCUUUUGUAUAUACUGCUGUUUCUUCAGUAUAUUUAACUGGAUGCUGCACUCUUCUUGAUUCAUUCCAUCUUAAUUUUGGCACAUAGACUGGUUGUGAAAUCUCCUUGUAGCAAUCCAUGAAGCAAGUGUAAUAGUUCUCACAGAACCCCAUUCCCUUGAUGGAAUUAACCUAGUAAUUUCCAAGAACUUUAACUUCCCUCUCACUGUUUUGUUAUAUACAGGAUUCAAUCAUUCUGAGUAGUAUAUAUGCACAACUGCAACAAGCAACAAAGUAUGUUUUUUGGGGAGAAAAGCAUGUUUAGGCCAUAUAAGAAACAACUUUCUAAGAAUGAAAGAACUGUACAUAUUAAAUAUCUUAUGGCAUUCAAAUUUUGCUGUUUCUAAUAACUAUACAAUAUCAGAUUUUAAAACCUGGAGUCUCAGCAACAUAGAUUUACGUUUACCUUGUAUAUCCUUGCAUCAGCAAUUAAAUUAAAGUCAUGGUCAAAA
Cygnus olor (mute swan) is the source of this 3631-nucleotide messenger RNA. RefSeq names its product neural precursor cell expressed, developmentally down-regulated 9 (gene NEDD9). The coding region runs from base 388 to 2859 and encodes 823 amino acids. The transcript is spliced from 8 exons. Gene Ontology annotation, molecular function: protein binding. NCBI's taxonomy places the organism in Eukaryota, Metazoa, Chordata, Aves, Anseriformes, Anatidae. The record is from RefSeq and is a predicted model, not a curated record. Gene Ontology annotation, biological process: cell migration; cell surface receptor protein tyrosine kinase signaling pathway. Gene Ontology annotation, cellular component: plasma membrane; cytoplasm.